CUUCACUUUCUUCUUCCAAUUCCAGAGGCAACCCACGUGGCCAAAUGCUUAAAGGGCAGCUUUUCCAACUGGUUCCUGAACAAAGGCGGAGAACGAUUCAACCUUUCGAACCUAAGAACAUUGUACAAUGACCCCAACCCAGCGAUGCGAGAGAAGAUGAGAAGCGUUGUCACCUUGAGUGCAGUGCGAAAUCGAGACCGCAUGUCGGUCCCCGACCUGCUAACCAUCAACAAAGAGUCGGUGCGUGUGCUAUUGGCCAGUGUGCCACGCAUCACACAAACUCUCAUCCCCGAACCCUACCGUUUGUACAAAGGAAACGCGAGAGGUGUUGUCGACCAUCCAACCGGUCUUUGUAUAGCACCUGAAGGGAAGCUAUUU
Messenger RNA from Porites lobata, 378 nucleotides. The record is from the annotation of a GenBank genome assembly. Lineage: Eukaryota; Metazoa; Cnidaria; Anthozoa; Scleractinia; Poritidae.